Molecule: messenger RNA, 3861 nt
Organism: Trypanosoma conorhini
Lineage: Eukaryota; Euglenozoa; Kinetoplastea; Trypanosomatida; Trypanosomatidae
Product: FGF receptor activating protein
Exons: 1
Coding region: 1-3861 (1286 amino acids)
Biological process (GO): GPI anchor biosynthetic process
Cellular component (GO): endoplasmic reticulum
Source: RefSeq, a predicted model, not a curated record
AUGAAACAGCACAUAUUUGUUGUCCGUUCCUCGUACUUGGCGUUAAUCUAUGCCAUCAUUGCGAGCACUGGUCUGCUGCUCGCCCUCUUUGUGGGGCUGUGGAUGCACCCCAAAGAGUUAUUAGACACGCACUGCAAGGUGGCGGAGUAUUGGCCAAGCAUAAGCACUCUCACGGGAGACUUUCAGCCAGAGCGGCAGGUCUGGCGAGUGGCGUUUGUUCUAUGCACACCGUUUCGCCUUGGUGCGACCAUCUCAUUGCUUUUGGUAUUCUGGCAACACGGCUGUGGGAACAUGAACGAAUUGAGCGACUUGGUGCGCGCUCCUUUAAUGCUGUUUGGGUCUUCAGCCUUUUUGACACUGAUGAUGUUUUUCUGCGAUAUUCUUCGUCUCAUCUGUGCGUUAACUUGGACUAUGGUUUCAUCAAUUGAGAACCUUGCUCGCCACAAUUUGGGGUUUGGUUUUUAUGUCUUCCUUGGCUUCAUACUUCAGCUGACUAUUGAUGCCUUGGUGCGACGAAACCUGUACAACCUUGACAUCUACGCUUCAUUUGAUAACAUUCGUUGGUCGUCCCGCUUGAAGCGUGUGUGCCUCAUUGGCCAGACGGUGAGUGCCCUUUCUCUCGUCUUCUUCUACGUUCGUCACGUCAACACGUGUGCCCCUGGAGCAUACAGCUUGUCCACCAUGUCGGAGUGGUUCUUUGCGUUUUUUAACAUUUGUUUUGACGCCACAGCGUGGUUUGAGUUGGAGAAGAGCACGUGGGUGUUUGGCGCGACCCCGGAGCAGUACAAGACGCUCGCCACAAAAAACACCCAGGAACCGGCGAGGGAGCACCCUAACGACGUCAAUCAUGAGCCGAAGACGUCUAUCACAUCGCCAGAGGUUACAAUUUUUGCAGAGGAUGACAAAACUGGGGAAAAUGUGGUGAUCCACGACUUCACAUUCUGCUGUGCUCCAUCACGCACGACGAUGUGGCUGGUGGAUGUCUAUUGGGCCUACCUUUUUUGGGAGAUGAUUGUCCACGUUGUGCAGCACAUGUACUUUAUGCCUUUGGUGGCUAUGUCCCUUUCCUGGGAGCUAGCUGGGGGCUUUACAUAUUGCUCGCCAGUGCUGCUGAAAUUUGGGGCAUUCCGUCGCUUCGCACUGGGGCAUGUUUCCUUGUUAAGGCUGCCGAAGGGGAGUGUAAAAGAGGGUAACCCCCGAAGAGUUCCCAUGUACCUCCUUUUCUACCUGAUCACCGCCUUGUCCCACUUUCACGUUCACGUGAAAAACAGUGAGAGAUUGAAGUUGCUUGCGAUAAUGUUUGGACCAUUCUUUCUUUCGUUGGCUCUCUUCUGCCGCUACCUCUACCCGGCGGAUUCCGUUCGAAACACCAGCGAUGACAACUGCCGCAUGGUGUAUUCUUUCCCACUGGGUCUUGUGGUCAGCAUGCUUGUUCGUGUGCUGCAUCUCUCACAAGAUCCUGUCUUUACAGAUGCCAUUUACGCUGGCCUAUUUGGUGUGGUUCUUGGCAUCGCCUGCACGACCAUCCUCUACCGACAUGUCAUGUUUUCAGAGGAGGACGCCACCCUCAAUGACUCAGAAGAAGCAUGUGUGAACAACAUCGAUCAGCAACGACAUGUGCACUUUUCUUCUACACGUGAGUCUAACGGUGUUACGACGCUGGCAUUGGCCUACACGCCGUUUUCUCCUGCAGUUAUGGGUCUGCUGUUUGGGUUUACCACAAUCGUCUCGCUAACUUUUUUCACAUGCGCCAGUUAUAUUCCACGACUUCUGGCAAUCGAUCCCUACCCUGCCAACUUGUUGGUCGUUGCUUGUUAUGUUUUAGGUUUGUACUACUCACCGAAUAUUAUACCGGUUUUCUCAACUGGCAAGCGCAAUGGGUUGCGAUGGAUUCGCUUGGGUGUUGGCCUUGUGGGAGGAUGUCUUACAAUGCUCCUCGGGACGCGCCAGACAAACCGCUCCUACGAGCUUCCACAUGCACACUACCCAACAACGAUGAAGAGUUUGAAAGAAAACGUGGACAUUCGUUUUUGGGCCGUAGAAGAGAAUUUUUCGGGUAACAAAUACGUUGCCUUCUGUGGUGGGCUCGUCAUGACGUUCUGCUUUGGCGCACUGUAUCCGUUCGUCACUGAGCUUGUCUUUGCGCAUCAGCGAGUCCACCGUCUUUCGACCGCCGCUGCAAAGAAACCAGACGAUUUACAUGAGUCUCACAGCCAUGUUGCGAUGCGCGGGAAUUCGUUUGAAUUGGUAUGGGCGUUGACGAGCAUUAUUUUUAUUAUUCUUUUCGCCCUGUGCACUUCAUACCCAUUUGUUCCCAUGGCUUGGCUUGUGCGUGAGCGUUCCGUCUCUGUGCAUCUUACUGCGGUGAGCGGUGUGUUUCUGCUUGCGUGGCUUUUGUCGCACCGCGUGAAGAACGCCAUUAGUGUGACGGGAAGGAAUGUUUUUUCAGUGAGGAAGCAGCGGCGUAUGCCGCUUGUAAUAUUUCUUUUUAUAUGCUUCGCAUUUUUUUUCGUUGUUGUCGGUCUCUUCGCGCUGGGCCCCGAUGACCGCAGUAUCCCUCCCGGGAAGCUUACGGCCCGUCUCUUCAGCCGUGAGGUGGUGCAGGUGCACGAGGCCAUCGCCAAACUGAGGACCCAGAAGAAUGCAGCCGCCGACCCCCUCCUGGACGAGUACGAGGUCAACUUCUUUGAGGAGCGCUAUGAGGCCCACCUGGAGCACCUUAAAGAGGAGGUCACAGGGGUGACGGACAAUACGUCGAAAUUGGUGCGGAAGAUUCCAAAGGAAAAAUACGGGGUUUCACUUCCCCAUCUGAGUUUGGAGCAGCGGCAGGCAGUCUGGGAAGCCGCCUUGGAAAUGACUUUUUUCUCCGGCAUGAUAUGGACUGUGCAUUUUGCGCUGGAUAACACAAAUACGGACUCGCUCAAGCGAAUGGUGAAACAGGCAGAUUUGACGGGUGCUGGCGUGAUUGGACUGCUAGAAAGUGACUCUAUGCACUUGCCGAAUGGAAAUCGUGACAUGGUGGAAUUCUUGUCCUACUCGCUUGGAUAUAAGUAUACCAGUUAUGGACCUACGGCGCUAGACAACACGUACGGGUGUGCGAUGAUAUCAAAGUAUCCCAUUUUGUCUGUGCGACGCUACAUCUCCCCCUCGCCUCAGGGUGAGCUCUCGUGCCUGAUCCACGCCAAGCUUGACGUCUUUGGCAUCACGAUCCAGACAUACGUUGGCCACUUUGGCAACACGGAGCACUGGGGCGAUGGUCUACUUCAAUCUCAGUUCCUCGGCCGCCUCGUGACGCGCAACCCAGGGCCCUCCAUGUUUCUCGGCUACGUUGUCUCUUACCCUGGAAACCCGGAGCGGUACCAAUAUUAUGCUUCGCAGACCAAGCCCGGAUACUUCCGUGACGCGGCACUCGAGCUGUACCGAAAACAUCCAUGGCACCGCAUGGCGGAGCGUGGCGGCUACGAUGAGCCUGAGCCGGAGAAGACUACAGUUGCCCCCGGCGAGGCGGUUGAUUUUAACGUGGAGUGGAAGCUGGAGCGUGUGGGUCACCUUGAGCAGGGCAUGGUGCCGGACAUUUCCUUCCGGCGAACACCCGAGGGGAAGGCGCGACGCUAUUUCAAGUUUAACGACACCCAACGCAUCACCACGUACCACCCCCGCUUUGAGUUCAUUGACCGGUACUGCCAGUACAUCUUUUACAAGCCGGGGUCCGCCGAGGACGAGCGGCCAGAGGAUGCCGCAAAGCUUCAACCGCUGCAGCUCUACCUGUACGACUGGUGGCGAGUGCUUGAGGGGGAGGCGGCGACGCUUUCGGACACGGAGAUUCAGGUGGUGCAGCUGGGGUUUAAGCUUCGAAUAUAG